Messenger RNA from Thunnus maccoyii (southern bluefin tuna), 4450 nucleotides. Its product is annotated as myosin light chain kinase 2, skeletal/cardiac muscle-like. Gene Ontology annotation, molecular function: protein serine/threonine kinase activity; ATP binding. The transcript has 15 exons. NCBI's taxonomy places the organism in Eukaryota, Metazoa, Chordata, Actinopteri, Scombriformes, Scombridae. Gene Ontology annotation, biological process: intracellular signal transduction; protein phosphorylation; positive regulation of apoptotic process. The record is from RefSeq and is a predicted model, not a curated record. Gene Ontology annotation, cellular component: cytoplasm; nucleus. Bases 268 to 2763 code for a protein of 831 amino acids.
GCCAGGGAUAAAGUGUGGGAAGAUUUUUCUCUAGUCAAAGCUCACUUUUCUUGCUCUUUACAGUUUAAAGAUUUAACAUCUUUAACUGCAUUGCUGGUGAUUUUUGAUUUUUAAUCAUUUUCAUGGAAUGAUGCAUUCAUUUUUUUAUUAGCUUGCACACCAAUGGGGAGCGCUGCAGGGUAGAGCUGGCUACUAUCUUUGAGAAAUUCUUUUCGUCUGUUUCACAGACAUUAUUUGUCCUCUUUUUGUCUCAAGUUGGUGGAAGCCAUGAGUUCCUUGGUAAUGAACACAGGAGGAGACCAGAGCUUUGACCUCAUACAAAAUCGGAUUGAGUCACUGAACAGCAAGAUGGACAAGCUCAUCAACAUCCAAGAAAAGGUCCUCAACCGGCUCAAUGGGAUGUCUCAUGACAUUGAUGGCAUUGAAAAGGAUAUGGAGAAUCUCAAAGUUGACAAGGAGGAGAUCUAUCUCCCACCCAGGGUAGUGAACCAGACACAGGUCGUGGGGCGAGAGGUGAGGGAGAUAUGCCAGGAGAUGAGCACCAUAAUGUCGGUGGUUAACCAGCGGUCUGAGCAGCAGGCUCAGAAACUUGAGGGGAUGGAAAAACUGGUCCUCAGCAUGCAGCAGGUGAUUGGCUUCAUUGGCGAGACGGUGAAGAGCUCACGAGUUAUGGAAUUGAUGUUCAAAGGCCCUGCAGCCAAAAAGGGUGCCAAACCCAAAGACAAUAAAGGAAAACAAGCCAUUAAGAGGAAAUCAUGUACAGACACAAUAACCAAGAAGCUCGACAAGAAAACUACCUCUAAUAAAGCCAGUAAAGGGAAUCAAGAGAUAAAACCUGCAUGUGUGCCCAGUACUCUGCAGACUUCUCACAAGAUAAAACUCCACGGACCAAAGCAUUUCCUCGCCUCUCGCAAAUGUGGAAACCUUUUUAAAGACCACAAAGGCAAAGAUGGCACGGAGAAGCCCUGUUUGAGCCCUAAAGGUCUGAAAGCUCAAAAGAAGAAGAAGCCCCCAGACACAGCAGACCAUGUCUCCUUAAAGAAGCAGGUGCUGCUUUUAGAAGAGGUGCAGAAACUCAACAGGGAGAAUGAAGAGAAAUCAGGUCACCAGAUCACCGCUGGACAUCUGGAUCUGGAGGCAGGAGUACCUCCUAAAGAUGAACAACUUGACCCCCCUGGCUGCAACUUAGUGGACUACCUGCGGGAAGAUGCCCAAGUGUCUAAGGAUGAAAAACCUGAGUUAGUUGAAGGGGUUGGCGAAGAGGUAGAGGUUGGGGAAAAGGUGCCUGCGGGGGAUGCAGCGACUACAGAGGAGGAACCCAAGCUUGAUGCGGAAGAUGUGGUGAAAGAGAUAGAUGAAGGACAGCAGGAAGUCCAAGAGGAGGAGAAGAAGGAGAAGGAGGCUUCUUCUGCAGAAGAAGUAGCUGAAACACCAGAGCUCCCUGCUGCCCAUGAUGAUCAAAAAGAACUGACUGUGCCAAGCAGUGACGACCACAAAGUCGUCUCACCACCUCCAGAGGCUGAGCAGGACCAGGUAACCGAGGUCAGCAUAAGCACCAUGUCCUUUGUGGCUGAGGAACACUUUGUGAUGGAGGCACACACAAAGAGCCAGGCGGAGGAGAAGGAAGAGGAAGAGGAGAGGAAGGAAGACCACAAGGAGGUCGAACAGAAUCUCGAAUCUGAGGGCUGGGCCGUCUUCAGGGCAGACGGAGUUGAAUUCCAGUUAGACCUAAAAGAAAGGGUGGAGAGAGCGAGAAAGGAAAAUGAUGCAGAGAGUGAUGAGAAAAAGGAAGAUGACGACGACGAUGCAGAGCGGUACUUUAUUGACACCACUCCUCCUCCAGCAGCUCCAUUUAAUCACCGCAUUGUGUCGGCCAAGCCCAACCAGAUCUGCAACUUCUACACCAUCAACUGGCAAGAGGUCCUGGGCGGGGGUCGUUUUGGCCAAGUGCACAAGUGUGUUGAGAACUCCUCUGGUCUCACUUUGGCAGCGAAGGUCAUCAAAGCCAGGGCUCAGAAAGAAAAGGACGUGGUGAAGAAUGAGAUCCAGGUCAUGAAUAAUCUGGACCAUGCCAACCUGAUCCAACUCUAUGCAGCUUAUGAGUCAAGGAAUGACAUCAUCCUUGUACUUGAAUAUGUCGGUGGAGGGGAGCUGUUUGACAGGAUCAUUGAUCAUAACUACACUUUGAUGGAGCUGGAUGCCGUGCUGCUCAUCAGGCAGAUCUGUGACGGUCUGCAGCACAUGCACAAAAUGUACAUCCUACAUCUGGACUUAAAGCCAGAAAACAUUCUGUGUGUAAACAGAGUCACAAAUAAGAUCAAGAUCAUUGACUUUGGUCUCGCCAGGAUAUAUAAGCCAAGGGAGAAGCUGCGAGUGAACUUUGGCACCCCCGAGUUUCUGGCUCCUGAAGUGAUCAACUAUGACUUUGUGUCGUUCAACACAGACAUGUGGAGCCUCGGUGUCAUCACCUACAUGCUUCUGAGCGGUCUUUGUCCCUUCCUGGGUGAUGAUGACAACCAGACUCUGAAUAACAUCUUGGCCUGUCAGUGGAACUUUGACGAACCAGAGUUUGUAGAUACGUCCCAGGAGGCCAAAGACUUCAUCACCAGACUCCUCAUUGUGAACAAAAGUUGGAGGAUGGGGGCAGCCGAGGCCCUAAGACAUCCGUGGCUAGCUGACUCAGUCCUUCAUCAUCGACUUUAUACCAAGAAAACUAUGUGCAGAUCACGACGAUCAUCAUGUGUGCCCGUGACUGAUAGUUGAGGGCUCUACGAUGAUGUGAUGGCUCCAGCUGUGGCCUAUCGGACCAACCUUCCUGUCCAUGUAAAUGACCGAAAUUUCAGUCCAAGCACCUGUGGCACUGACUGAAAUUCUGGCCACCCCCAUAAACCUUUACCCUGACAUGUGAUCCACUGUGUUGUGUUAAUGUAAGCAAUAUACAAGAAACAGUUUAGGUUAAAUUAGGAUAUGAGAGUGGAUAGUUCCACCAUGCAUUAUACUGUACUUUCAUUAAAAAGAUCUGUAACUGUACUGUUACAAAAUAACAAAAACAUCUUAAUAUUAAUCAACCCAGUACAAUUGCUAAGCAGUAAAUGCUAACUUUUUGAAGCUUAUAAUGUUCAAUUAUUGUUGACACUUUGUCAAAGUAAUGCCAACUCAUCUGUUAAAGUUGUAGUGUGUGGUGUUUUACUGAAUUACUUUGUAAGGUGUUUCUGUUACUUUUUUUUCAUCCUCUUGAAUAUUGCAUUUCAAAAACAGUGUUAAAAUCAUAUUCUGACCUAAUUUCAUUUGACACGUACAGUAUUAUCACAUAUAUGAACUCAGUGUGGCACCUUUGCCUUGAUAGUUGAAUGUGCACAUUGUUCCUCUCUAUUUCACUUUCCACUCAGUGAUCCACCCUCACUCACUGUAUCUCUAACCAAAUACACUCUGUUGUUAGCUGCUGUUUUAAUUCUCUGCUGAUGGAUAAGAGCUUUAGAUAUUUAGAAAAAUACCUCAAGUGCCACUGUAAGAAUGCUACAGCAUGAUUCAUAUUAUGUGUUGGUAAUAAUCCGUGUGGCAUUUCUUCUCUCUCGCUUGCAAAUAGUUUCCAAUGUUCUUUUUUUGGGCUGUAAAUAGAAACUGAACUGUAAAUAUAACACGCAUACUGAAGUCAAACGCUAUUUAAGGAAAACACAAAAAAAUCCUAUCUAAGCAGAUAGACUCAAUAAAAAUGGUGGAUGUGUAUUGUGUGAAUGGACGGACUGGAAUUUGUGUUGUUGGUGUCAUAAGCUGUGGUAUGUGCACUUUAUAAUGUUAUUUAUUUAAACUUAGAUUAUACAUGAAGCUACCGUAGUUCCUCUGGAAAGGCUUGUAUGCUCGAUUCUCCAUCUGUUUCAGUCUGCUUUAGUCGUGUGUUUAUGAAGAAAUUAUAUUUUUACUUUAUAACAAAUAAUUCAAAAUACAAUUCAUGUCUUAUCAGCUAAAUGUAUUAUUUUAAUUCUUUGUUAAAUUUAGCAUAACUGUUAGGUGAUUGCUGAAGGUUGCAUGCCUUAAUGUAUUUUAUCAGCCAUUAAAACUUAAACUUGACACACAGAGUAAUACAAUUUUUUAACUUUUUUUUUUUUUUAACUGUACCGCAUGCUUGAGCUGUCCUACCACGCUGGUGCCACUCUUGCUGCGUGAUUAUGUUACCUUAUAAAUGCUUUUUCCACAUUAUAAAGUUAUCUUUGAAAUGCCUUCUGUGAAGGUUCACUAACUGAAAGUAAUACACUACCUACCUACUGUUGCCUAAGUUGAUGAAAUUUUGUUGGCACUACCCUUAUAUGGCUUUAAUUAAAUUUCAUGAUGAAUGUUGUUGAACACAGAGUGCCAGUAAAAUAAGUUGUUUUCACCGAGUGUGAACAAGUUCAAAAUCAGCAUGUAUUUUUGAAGUGUGUACACAGCCAUUAAACUGAAAUUGUGUCUUAAA